Nilaparvata lugens (brown planthopper) is the source of this 5073-nucleotide messenger RNA. RefSeq names its product protein ecdysoneless (gene ecd). The record is from RefSeq and is a predicted model, not a curated record. Gene Ontology annotation, cellular component: nucleus. Lineage: Eukaryota; Metazoa; Arthropoda; Insecta; Hemiptera; Delphacidae. The transcript has 14 exons. Bases 283 to 2256 code for a protein of 657 amino acids.
UACAUUUUGAUUCGACAGCAAACACAAAGGUGAUACGGGUAUCUUAUUCAAAUGAGUAAUUUAUAAGUUUUUUCAAUUAUUUUUUGUUAAACUAUUGAUUUUUGUUGAUUCAUACUUGCUUCUCAAUAUAAUUUAUCACUUACCGACAUUUUUAAUAACAUUAUAUUCAACAUUUUCAGACUAUUUCACUUCCAUGUGCUCCUAAACUAACCAAUUAUCCAGUGUUUACUAUUGAUUGAAUCUCGCAACCCCUCACGUUUUGUUUUGAUGAGUGAUUGAAGUAUGGCUUCUACAAAGACUCCAUUUGAAAUUGUGAAAGAAGAUGAUUUUGUUGAGUAUUUUCUGUUUCCUGUCGGCUGUGACAUAGACAACGAUUCUUCACUGGAAGAAGUUACCAAGCGUGUCAAUACAGUUGUCAAUAAAUAUGCAUCUACUUACAUUUGGCAGAAGGAUCAAUUCAAUGUGAUUCCAAGGAAUAUUGCUGGAUUACCUCCACUAGUCGACAACGAAGAGAGUCUACCGCCGCAUCUGUAUGGCACAUUGCAUUACGGCGAAAACAUAGAGGAUGAAUGGUUUCUUGUAUUUCUGCUGCAGCAGUUGACUAAAGAGAUAUCAGGACUAAUUGUGAGGGUUGUUGACGCUGACGGAGAAUUUCUUUUGAUCGAAGCAGCAAAUUUCCUGCCGAAAUGGGCGUCGCCUGAAACAUGCGACCAAAGGGUCUACAUCUACGAAGGAGCGUUACAUUUGAUUCCAUUGGAGAAUGUUGAUGAAGAGGAAGAGGAGGAUAAUGAAAUAACGGUAACCCAAGCCAUUGAAAAGGUUCGAACAGACCCUGCCACUACCAGAGCCUCUGAUGCUAUUCAAAACGCUAUAGACAAUGAUGUAGCAGGGUACCCGUCUAAAAUAGAGGAGAACCUGCACCGUUCCAAUGUGUAUGUACCAGUUGGGGUAGCAGCACUUCUAAAAGAGAGACCCAGUCUUAUAGCGCCAGCGGUUAUGGGAUUUUGUCACAGGGAUCCCAUUGAUGUGAGGGUGUGUCGAGCCAUGCGUUACUUCCCACCCGAGAACCGUGUGAUGACCAGUGUUACCUUCACAAAGUGUCUGUACGCGAUGCUACUGCAGCAGAAGUUCGUGCCCGACAGGAGGACUGGUUGGAAUCUACCAGCACAGUCCAGUCCCACCUACCUCACUCAUAGUUUGGGCAUGAAAAUUGCUUGUGGUUUUGAAAUCCUUGUAUCGCAAUGCAAAGGGAGCAAUGAUGAGCAGGACGAUCUGAGCACUGAUAAGAGAUGGGCCCACUACCAUACCUCACUCAAGGAGAAGGGAUACUUCAAGGAUCUGCUGGAAGGUUCUCAAGAGUAUAAUAAGCUGGAAAAAGUGGCCAAGGAUUACUAUAGAUCUCACACUACCACUUACCAGCCUUCCAUUGGACAAAUAGUUCUCAGACUCCUGGACACAGUUGAGAUGGACGUCGACGAAAUGAAGGAGGCUGAGAAGAAUCUGCCCACUUCUGAUGACGACAGCUGGCUGCAAGUGAGUGUUGAAGACCUUGACCGACUGAUGGCAGAGAGGUACGGGGGGAAGCAGGCAGCUCGGUCCAUGGAGGUGUCCUCCCAUCUCAGCACAUUCCUCAAGCAUGUCUCCACACACGAGGGAGCCGAAUUUCCCUCAUUGAACGGCGAAUGCUCCACCUCCUCCCCAUCCACAGCUCCGUUAUCGAGCGUUGCCAUGGAUACGGACGCGGACGCGGAUUCCGCGACAGACGAUGACAGCAUCAGAGCGGUAGCGGCAGCGGUGGGACGCGGAAGCGGCGGCGGUGUGACGUUUGACGCGGACGCGUUUCAGUGCGCGGUCACCAACAUCCUGGACUUUGUCGUGCCCGACGACAGCUGGGACUUGGACGACUCGGACGGAUCCGGCAUGAGUGGCUAUGAGGACGAGGCUGAGAUGGAGAUCGGGAAACGCAGAACUGACGGCAAAUCUGAAACGCCGAUCACUGAAUUGAAGCAGUACAUGGAUCAGAUGGACAGAGAGUUGUCCUCCACCACCCUGGGACAGAGCUUCGAGAAGAAAGUGGGCAAGGCCGCCAAAAAGGGAAUGGAAGACAGUUUCUCGGACAUUGAAAGCUUUGAGCCGGUGGACAUAGACAUGAACGCGCUGAAGAACAUCCUUGAGUCAUACCAGGCCGAGAUGGGCGGUUCUGGCCCCGCCUCCACGCUGCUUGGGCCAAUGGGAGUCAAGCUCGACAAAAAGUGAACAAUGUGAUACCGAAAAAGUGGCCAAAUUUCUCCUAUCUAUGCACCUGCUGUACUUAAUAAGUAAUAAGUCAUUAUUAGUUACUUAUUUUACCAAAUAAAGACAUAGAGAAAAUAUUGCAUAAGACAAGACCCUUUAAUAUCAUUACUUUUCAAGUAACUAAUCUUCACCAUAGAGAAAAUAGUGAUAUUGUAUCAUAAUCAUGUGUGGUGAGUGUGGUGAUACUGUAUCAUUUAUGGUGACACUGUAUCAUUUAUGGUGAUACUGUAUCAUUUAUGGUAAGAGAGAGAAUAUAUUAUCAUAAGAAGAUAGAUAUCCUAUGGUAUAGGGCGUUUAUGUUUCAAAUUUCACUGUUAACUCAAGCUGAUAGUCCACGUAGCUCUUUUUCGUGAAGCUAUGUGAUGCUGGUAGUCUCUUAAAAUGUGCCAUUCUUACACUCUCAACAGUAAUAAUACACAGUAAUAAUACACACCAAAACAGUAAUAAUAGACAGUAGGUAGUCGACAGUAAUCGGCUUAAAACUAUGUGACGCUGGUAGUCUCUCAAACUGUGCCAUUCUUACACUCUCAACCAGCCAAAACAGUAAUAAUAGACAGUAGGUAGUCGACAGUAAUCGGCUUGAAGCUAUGUGACGCUGGUAGUCUCUCAAACUGUGCCAUUCUUACACUCUCAACCAGCCAAAACAGUAAUAAUAGACAGUAGGUAGUCGACAGUAAUCGGCUUAAAGCUAUUUGACGCUAGUAGUCUCUCAAACUGUGCCAUUCUUACACUCUCAACCAGCCAAAACAGUAAUAAUAGACAGUAGGUAGUCGACAGUAAUCGGCUUGAGUUAGCAAAAAAUCGACUUGAAAUUUGGAACGUAAACGACCUAUACCAUAGGAUAUCUUCUUAUGAUAAUAUACUUUCUCUCUUGUAUCAUCAUAAAUGAAACAGUAUCACCAUAAAUUGUUACAGUGUCACCAUGAAUGAUACAGUAUCACUACACAUGGUAUCUUGUUAUGCUAUCUUUUCCAUGGAUAUCAUCUUAUGCUAUCUUUUCUCUAUGGCAAAGAUUAGUUACUCGAUAAGUAGUAAAAAUCUUGAAGGGUCCGGCAAUGAAAUAUUCCUGAUUUUGAAGUUGAGGUUUCAAAAUAGAAUGUGAAAGAUACAGAAAAUACCUUAGUUUAACUAUUCCAAUACACUUCUUAGGAUGGCCACUAACGACUGGACAAGUGUGUUGAACAUGUGUGUACACACAUGCUGUCAUACAUUGUUGUGUCCUCACAACGACAGGCUUUGAACACAAUUUUUUGAGGUUAGGUUUUCGUUUCUUCAAUUUUUUGAGGUUAAACUAUUUUUGUAUCAUUAUCAUUUCCAAUAUUCCAGUCGCUUAUUUAUUGUUAUUGGUUGUUGUUAUUAUAUUAGAAGCUGCUGUCAAACAACUACAAGACUUGACUUAUUUCGGACUAUGGGGAACCUUAUCUAAAUUUGGGAGAGGAAUAGCACAAGGUUACCUUAUUUUUUCUCUCCCUAUCAUUUUUGAUGUUGUACUUACUGUAUGAAUCAAUAAAGAAAUAUCGGGGCACCGAGCUUCACUCGUUAUUUUUAUUUAUUGAUAAACAGAACACAAUUCUCUAAAAUGAUCGUGUUCACAUUUCACAGCUGGCUAUAUGUCAUCUUAUGAAUUUCGGGGAUGUGAUAUUUUGAUUUUGAUUUUUCACAUACUCAUUCGCUCACUCACUUUUUUACUAUCCACAGGUGUUUCAGCCAAGUAUGAAUUAUCCUUUUAAUGUCGUUCAACGAGUUUUCCCCAGGGAUGAGAUCUAGUGCAAUCGAAUUUUUAUACCAUAAACCUACUACGUUCCAAAUUUCGUGAAAAUCGUUAGAGCCGUUUUCGAGAUCCGAUAAACACAAAUAACCAGAUAUAUAAAUACAGAAAUUGCUCGCUUAAUAUAAUAUGAUAAUUGAUUAUUUUCAACAAGAAUGAACAGUUAAUAUUACACUAAUAAACCUGUAUCAGUUACCGUCUAUAGAAGGCAUUGACAAGACAGAGGAUCGGCAACGUUGUUCUGCUAUCUUUCUCCACUGCCAUUGGACCUCACUAUAGUAACUGUAGUUCACACCAGAGUUGUCAACUGAGAUUUCAACCAAUUUUGGAAAAUUUGUUGACAAUUUCUUAAAAAGCACAUCAUUCCACUUGUUUUUACAGAAAAAAAUUACUACUUUUUCUAUACAACAUUUUGUUGACAACUCUUGUGUAAACGUGGCGUAACAGAUAUUUUUUAGAAGUAGCAAAAUGACAUAAUAUUAAGUGUAUAUCAAUAACGAUAUGUUUUCCGUAUCUUCCAUAUUUGUUUUGUGACCACAUUUUGAAAUUAGGAAGCUUUCAUUGCCGGAACCUGUAUAUUUCUGGCAUACUAAAUCGCAAUAAUAUUCUUGAAUUUCUCAAGUUAUUGAAUAAAAGUCAGUUAGAAGCAUACCCCGCAACUCAUAUGUUGCUAGUUAAGAGCACGAUAUAUAGAUGAAGAUUUUAUCUAUAUUUUCAUCUAAAUACCGUGUUUGAAAGAAAUUUGAACAACUAUUGUUGACAUAGCUUUAUUAGUCACGCUAUUUAGGUAAGUUUCAAACUACCCAAUCACAAUCUUAGAAGUACGAUAGAGCUCUAUAAAUAAAGUAUAUUUUGACAAUAUUCCAAUGACAAUUAAAUGUUACUAUUCUAUUUGCUGGUCAAGUAAGAUAUUUUAAGCAUUAUGUCUGUAGCUGCUGGUGAUCGUAAUUGUAUUUUAGAAUUGAGAUGUAAUUUUUAUGUGUUUUUAAUAGAGAUCAUUAUCUUAUAAA